Penicillium expansum is the source of this 1626-nucleotide messenger RNA. RefSeq names its product FAD-dependent oxidoreductase. The transcript is spliced from 5 exons. NCBI's taxonomy places the organism in Eukaryota, Fungi, Ascomycota, Eurotiomycetes, Eurotiales, Aspergillaceae. Bases 1 to 1626 code for a protein of 541 amino acids. The record is from RefSeq and is a predicted model, not a curated record. Gene Ontology annotation, molecular function: oxidoreductase activity; FAD binding.
AUGCCUGGUGAUAGUUGUUGGCCGUCCCUGAAUGACUGGGCACGCUUCAAUACGUCUAUUGGCGGACGACUAGUGGACACUCAACCACUAGGACAGCCCUGUCAUGAUCCCUUCUAUACCGCCAGCGAGUGUAAUGAGCUAAAGCAGCAGUGGACGCAUCCAGAGCUCCACGAUGCAUCCUCCUCUUCCAUAAUGUCAGCCGCCGUGGCCAAUGAAACUUGUGACGCCUUUACUCCCCGGUCAAAACCAUGCACACUGGGUGCGAUGGUGCGCUAUGCGGUCAAUGCCAGCUCUCCAGACGACUUCGUUCAAACCAUCCGAUUCUCCCAGGAACGAAACAUUCGUCUGGUAAUUCGCAACACAGGCCAUGAUUAUGCCGGGAAGUCAACAGGUGCAGGCGCACUAUCCAUUUGGACCCAUUCUCUCAAGGAAAUCGACUUCUUGAACUACACCAGCGCACACUAUACCGGGCCCGCCGUGCGGAUGACCGCCGGCAUUCAGGGAACAGACAUUAACCCGGCCGCUCAUAAGAAAGGGCUGGUGAUCGUGGGCGGGGAAUGUGCUACUGUAGGCCCCGUUGGUGGUUUCACACAAGGAGGGGGCCACUCCGCCUUGAGCUCUCGAUUCGGCCUUGCGGCCGACCAAGUCUUGGAAUGGGAAGUGGUAGAUGGGAUGGGACGAUUGCUGACCGCAUCGCCUACCCAGAACCCGGAUCUGUACUGGGCUCUUAGCGGAGGUGGAGGAGGGACAUUUGGCGUCGUGUACGCCGUGACUGUCAAGACAUUCCCCGACUUUGCCGUCACGGGUGUUGUUCUUCAAUUUGAGAAUAUAGACCCCUCGUCGAACCGUUUCUUUGAAGCGGUAGGACAUUAUCAUCGUCACCUGCCUACAUACACCUCGGCUGGUGGAAUGGCGAUUGCACAAAUUACAAACUCGUCCUUCUUGCUUACACCACUGACACUUCCUGCGUAUACCGCAGCAGCGACCAAGAAGCUGCUCGGGCCGUUUUUGCAGGACCUGCACCAACUGAACAUAUCCUAUACCCUGAACAUCACCGAGUCCGCCUCGUAUUUCCAGCAUUAUAUGAAACUGAUCGAGCCCAACCCGACGCAACUGGUGCAAAAUGCGCAAUAUGGCGGUCGUCUUCUCCCCCUCGAUCUCAUCGAGCGGAAUAACUCGCAGCUUACGGAUGCCGUCCAGAAGCUCACUGCGGAUGGGGUUACAUUCGUGGGAAUUGGUCUGAAUGUCUCGUCAUCUGUGACGGGAGAUAUCUGGAAUUCGGUUUUGCCUGGGUGGCGUACAGCAGCGAUGACUGUGAUUUUGACCACGAGCUGGCCCCUCGGUGCCAACCUCACCAAGAUGAAAAUUCUGGCAGACAAAAUGACGACCAAAUGGGUACCUAUCCUAACAGCUUUGAGUCCAGAGUCAGGGUGUUAUAUGAGCGAGGCCGAUCCCCAACAGCCAGACUGGAAGCAGACCUUUUACGGUCGCAACUACGAUUCACUUUACGCGAUCAAGACGAAAUAUGAUCCACUCCAGACAUUCUAUGCUACAACGGCUGUUGGCAGUGAGGACUGGCAAGUCGAGGCUGGUGGUCGUCUGUGCCAGGCCACCAGAAAGAAUUGA